Molecule: messenger RNA, 408 nt
Organism: Camelina sativa (false flax)
Lineage: Eukaryota; Viridiplantae; Streptophyta; Magnoliopsida; Brassicales; Brassicaceae
Product: small acidic protein 1
Source: RefSeq, a predicted model, not a curated record
CAGAGUCACACUGUAAGCUUUUUAGAUCUUUCCCGAAGAAGAAGAAGAAGACGAAGAGAAAUGAGGCCGAUGCAGCUGGAUAUGUUGUCGGAGAUGGAUGAUGCAGGCUCCUCGAUGGCCAUGGACGUUGAUGACCUCGAAGCUAUGGAGAUCCUCAACGAAGGAGGACUUAUCUCAGAGAGCAAGCUCACCGACGCCGAUUUCUUCAACAAAUUCGACGAUGAUUUCGAUGACACCGAUAUCAACUGAAAUAAUCCGGUUUAUUUCUUCUCUACGAUUUCAGUGUUUUUUUCCGUAAUCUUUAUGUAAUUUCUGCUUGAACCGAUGUAGUAAUUUGAAUAACCUAAGCUCAUGAUUUAGGAGUGUGGUUUGGAUGUUAUAUUGUGCUUUUUCUGAUUGUUAUUUUUA